GGAAGCAACUACUAGCUCCUAGCUGUUUGUUUUGUUAGCAUAGCGAUGAUUUUCACGGCGUUAGUUUAGGGAGUUCAAGACACUUCAAGACUACUGUAAAAUUAUUCUGACAUUAUUCACUGUCAUUUAAUUGGAAAGGAUGGCUCUUCCCCCGCAGUUAAAGGCAGUCCAGCAUCAUUUAAGAACAGCCCAAGAACAUGAUCAAAGGGACCCGGUUGUGUCAUACUACUGUCGCCUUUACUCCAUGCAGACAAGCAUGAAGCUGGACAGUAAGAGCCCAGAAUGCCGCAAGUUCCUGAUUAAAUUAAUGGAUCAGUUGGAGACGAUGAAGAAGGAUCUGGCUCAUCAUGAGUCCAUAACUCAAGAGAUCGUCGGCCAGGCUCACAUUGAAAACUAUGCCUUAAAAAUGUUCCUCUAUGCUGAUAACGAAGAUCGAUCUGGACGCUUUCACAAAAACAUGAUAAAGUCCUUCUAUACAGCCAGUCUUUUGAUAGACGUUCUCACAGUAUUUGGAGAAUUAACGGAUGAGAACGUUCAGCACAGGAAGUAUGCAAGAUGGAAGGCAACCUAUAUCCACAACUGUCUGAAGAAUGGCGAGACCCCUCAAGCUGGCCCACUCGGAAUGGAUGGGGAAGAAGAAGACGAUGACGAGGGGUUUUCUGGUGCCCAGGGCCAAGACCCUCAGGGUCCUCCGUCUGGCUCAUACAUGCAGCCGCCCGAGCAGCCGCCCGCGGGCGCAGCGGGACCCAACUUCAACAACAUCCAGAUAUCCCCAGGUGCCCACGCGCCGGCCAACACGCCCGCUGAACUGCCUUCUUCAUCAGACAACAUCAAGCCAAUGCCGGUUCCCAGAAGCAUGCCAGCCAUCGAUCCGUCUUUGCUGAACUCAAAUCAAGACGGUGACGUGCGGCUCACCCCGGAGGACUUCACCCAGGCCCAGAAGUACUGCAAGUACGCCGGCAGCGCUCUGCAAUACGAGGAUGUGGGCACCGCCAUUCAAAACUUGCAGAAGGCCCUCAAGUUGCUCACCGCCGGCAAAGAAUGAAGGCAUUGUUUCCCGACUUAUCACUCAUCUCGCUGAAAGGAACCCCCACUACAGAACCAUGGUCCAGGCCACAGCUGUUUCAGGCAAGAGAGAGAGAGAUAGAGAGGGAGAGGGACUACUCCGGGAGCAGAAAAUUACAAAUACACAAUGGCCACUGUGUCUCUCUACAUUUAACCUAUUUAAUGUCUUUUAUGGUAGUUCUCUGCUAUGCCAUAGCGUGAAACGGGGAAGAUGUGGAUGUAUUGAUUGUACUUUUAACGGCUUGGUGUGGAUAUGGUGUGAUCUAAAAGGCAAGGAAGGAUUUUCACUGAUCUUUUUUUUUUUUAAACGUUCUAUUGUUCUCAUCUUUUUAUGUAUGGAAGAUAGUAUAUGAUACCCAAUAAAUCACAUGGUAGGAACUCUGUACCAUAUUGCACUAUUGUUUACUUGGCUUUGUUCUGACCUAAAUAAAAGCCUAAAACUUG
Messenger RNA from Engraulis encrasicolus (European anchovy), 1509 nucleotides. RefSeq names its product vesicle (multivesicular body) trafficking 1 (gene vta1). Gene Ontology annotation, biological process: late endosome to vacuole transport via multivesicular body sorting pathway. Gene Ontology annotation, cellular component: multivesicular body. The record is from RefSeq and is a predicted model, not a curated record. Lineage: Eukaryota; Metazoa; Chordata; Actinopteri; Clupeiformes; Engraulidae. The transcript is spliced from 8 exons. Bases 140 to 1045 code for a protein of 301 amino acids.